AUGUUACAUAGAUUAACAGUAUUAAUACUGAUAUUAUCAGUAUUGAUAAUAGUUAAUAUUGGUAUGGCAACUCCAAUACCAGCAGAUGUUAGAUUUAAAGCAUUAUCACUUUCCCAAUUAAAAUCAACCUUAUAUACUAUUCCAACUGUUUCAUUAAAUGAAGGAAUUGAUGAAUUAGAAGUAUUACAAAAGGAAGCUGAUUUUGAUGAAGAGAAGAGAAUAUCAUUUAAUAAGAUGAUUAUAAAUCGAAUUAAUCAAAAUAUUAUAGCUGAUAGAGUUCCAAGUGGUGAACCCAUGAGAUGA
Messenger RNA from Scheffersomyces coipomensis, 303 nucleotides. RefSeq lists its product as uncharacterized. The transcript has a single exon. Lineage: Eukaryota; Fungi; Ascomycota; Pichiomycetes; Serinales; Debaryomycetaceae. The coding region runs from base 1 to 303 and encodes 100 amino acids. The record is from RefSeq and is a predicted model, not a curated record.